AUGAAACUCCGCAGCAUAAUCAAAGAAAAACAUCGAAUAGAAAAAGUGUCUAAUCAUGUGACAAACAGUUGGGAUGAUUGGGUUCCUCAAGACCGAGUUAGGAAGUUCACCGACGAGAACAAAGAACUUGCUGCACAGCUUCACAACCAGAUGAAGAUGCUGCAACAGAAGCCGGCAAAGAGCAUGUCAAAGAAGGGGGGACGCACCAACGGUUCUGAUUUCAGUUCGGCUCGUGGCAGCGAGGAGCGUCAUGCAUCUGCUGCUGCUCAAGGCGGUCGUGGACCCAGGAGAACUAGGGAUUAUGAUCUGGAGAAUACUUCGAAUAUGGACCAUACCUCAGCACCUAAGGCAAUCAGCAAUGCCGACCAUGACUCAGAUACUGCCUCAGAUACUGCCUCAUACACGACUGAGGAAGAAGACUGGGGAGCUAUUGGUGCUGAAGGUCUUCUUAGGCGCGCACAAGGUCACCUUGACACAAGACCAUUAAGCAUCGCACAUCCUAUCAAAACACAAUCUCUAGUUGAGGAGGACAACGAGCACAGAAUAUCAAGCAACAUCUGCCCUCCAAAUACUCCCUCCGAUACGACUGAGGUAGAAGACUGGGGAGCUAUUGGUACUGAAGGCCUUAUUAAGCGAGCAGAAGGCCGCGGCUACACUAGACCAAGCAGCAACGCAAAUCUUCCCAAAACGCAAGCCCAAGUUGAGCAGGGUUUGCACAACUUCUGGGACGACGAGAGCAAGAUAUCAAGCAGCAUCUGCGCGUCUCCCUCUUCGAUCUCUUCAUCUUCCAACGACCCUUCUUCCACCUCACCUUCGCAUACAGCUGUGCCUUCCUCAGCUCCCGUGGCGCCUUCCUCUUUGCCUUCCACCUCAAAUCAAGACGCGUCUGGUCUCGAUCACUCGCAUAACGAGCACUCGUCUCCUAUCAGUCACCCACUUCCUAGCCUUCGCGAGCGUCUGAAUAGGCACUCGUCUCCUAAAGGUCACUCACUUCCUGGCCUUCGCGAGCGUGUCAACGAGCACUCGUCUCCUAUCGGUCACUCGCCUCACCUUCAUACCAUCAUGGACCCAGAUUCAGAGUCAGAGCUGUCAGACGUCGACGAGUCAAUUAUUGACCAGUACGAAUCUGAGACGCGUGCUACCGACUUACAAGCCAAGCGUGAGCUCAUUGAAGAAGAAGAAUCUGUUGCGCGUCCAUCCAAGAUCUCCCAAGCCAAGGACGCGGCGACUGAUGCUGCACAAUCCUCGAGAAAUAGCUUACGAUCUGAUGGCCAGGUAGCAUUGCCAGCUGCUUCUACGAGUCGUCGUGGCAAAGCUGUUCUCAAUCUUAACCCCCACGCCGAUGAGAACCACAGCGGCUACUUGAAGGUCACAAGAAAGAACCAUUGGAGCAACCCCGGUACGGACCUCUAUGAUAUAAAGAGGAUGCUCAUGUCCGACCAAUGUCUUGCUCCGGAUACUCUCCUUCAGCGUCCCACGCCAGACUUCAAAUAUAUCCAAGAUGAUGGAACUCUCCGUCCUGCGCCGCACUACGACUGGAACGCGAAAAAUAAGGAAAAAGACAAGAAGAAAUACACUGGUCAUCCAAAAUAUGCGGCUCACAAGAGAAACAACACAGCCACCAGAGAGAACUUGCUUUACUACAACUUCAUGCAAAAGGAUCAUAAUAUACCACUGGCUGGAAUGCUUGACAUUAAGCAAUCACAGACCUCUGAAGUCAGAGAUUUGGCAGCUAUGGUUAUGCGUGUCCGAACAUAUGAUCUAACAGAUGCUCAACCACAGGAAGAGGCUUUCAAUACUCGCCCAUCAAUUCACCUACCCAUUCCCGACCACAUCAAGGCCAUCCUCGUUGAUGAUUGGGAGAAUGUUACGAAGAAUCAACAGCUGGUCCCUCUGCCUGCCCCUCACUCGGUAGAGUCAAUCUUGAACGAUUAUCUGGCUUUCGAGAAUCCUAAGCGUCAAGCUGGCACCCAUCAAGCAGACCUUCUCCUAGAAGUAAUUCAGGGAUUGAAGGAGUACUUUGAGAAAUGCCUCGGCCGAAUCCUUCUCUAUAGAUUUGAGCGCCAACAGUACUUCGAAGUUCGCGAGGGAUGGAAUAUGGCUGAUGGUGAGCUCGCUGGCAAGACUGCUAUUACUACUUACGGUGCUGAGCACUUCUGCCGUCUGCUUGUUUCACUCCCUGAACUGCUUGCCCAAACCAAUAUGGACCAACAAUCCUGCAACAGACUGUGUGAGGAGCUUGCGAAAUUGACCAUCUGGCUUGGACGAAAUGCCUUCACCUACUUCAGGAGCGAGUAUGAAACACCUGGACCAUCAUACAUCGAGAAGGCUCGUAACAGUUGA
Messenger RNA from Mollisia scopiformis, 2343 nucleotides. RefSeq names its product MRG-domain-containing protein. The transcript has 6 exons. The coding region runs from base 1 to 2343 and encodes 780 amino acids. Gene Ontology annotation, cellular component: nucleus; NuA4 histone acetyltransferase complex; Rpd3S complex. The record is from RefSeq and is a predicted model, not a curated record. NCBI's taxonomy places the organism in Eukaryota, Fungi, Ascomycota, Leotiomycetes, Helotiales, Mollisiaceae. Gene Ontology annotation, biological process: chromatin organization; regulation of DNA-templated transcription.